UGUUUUUCUGAUGGUUGGCCGCGUCCUUCUUUUACCCGCAACGUUUUAAGUCGUGACCCGCGAUUUUCCCAGAGGGGGGAAAAAAAAAAAUGGCAGAGUGGAAGACGCAGGUAACUUACAACUACAACCCGUCUUAUCAUACCUACGCCUACAGUCUCGUGUACCAGACGGUACCCGAGCAGAAUCACGGGAACCUGCCUGCCUGGGACGACAGCGGAGUCCCGGACUACAACGGUGAGGCGCCGGAGAACCUUUGCGCCGCCGUCGCGCCGAUUGCCACCAUGAACGGGAAAGAGUCCCCGCCGCGCAGCCCCGAGACCGUGACGGAAAGUUAUCAGGGUGCCGGACUCGUGUACCUCCGUGGCACCCAGGCGGACCACCAAGCUGAGGCCUAUGGAGACGGAGGGGGUGAGGCGAAGCGAGCCAGGAGCGACUCGGUCAGCGACUCUGAAGCGCACACUUCACCUGAUUCUUGGAGCUCUGUCAGCAGCCGUGAAGGAAGUCUUCCUCAGGUGGACCCCACUACCUGGGUUGAGAAGGAUGUUGAUGAGGAGCCUGUCAUCAGAAACCUGGAUGCCAAUGAGGAUGUUUCCAGCUCUUUCAUGGAGGACUCCCAAAACUUGGCCACACUCGGGAACGGGGACGGGAACAACUCAAUCCCUGCCCCCCUUCCUGACCCAGAGACGCCCAGCACCCUUACUGCAGCUAAUCCUAAAGUGAAGAGCCGGGCAACCUUUACAGAGAGUCAGAUGAAUGCUCUCGUCCAGCGCUUCAGUGUUCAGCGUUACCUCACUCCAGCUGAGAUGAAGAACCUGGCAGACAUGACUGGACUGACCUAUAAACAGGUGAAGACCUGGUUUCAGAACCGGAGGAUGAAGCUCAGGAGGCAUCAGAAGGAUACCAGCUGGGUGUCAGAGCGCUAUGCCAUCCACAAGGACACUUCCAUUCACAGACCGGUCUUGUCCAACAUGGCCUCACACAUCCCACCUUAUCAAGGAGAUGGUCGGCCCCAGUUCAGGGAGCAUUACAACCAGCACGCGAUGGAGGCAGCUUUCAAGAAGACCCCACCAAAUCUGGCCUACUAUCUUGCUGCUGUGGGCAGCACACCUGGAUCCGCUGGUUAUCCACCUUGGUCCACUAAUGCGUCCCAGGCCAGUGUCUCAAACCAGCCCCAUAAUGCUAGGUGGGCCGUACCACAGGGGGGUGGCCCCUUUGAUUACAGCCCCAACACAUUCAACUCAAACGCCUACAUGCAUGCUGCACGCUUUGAAAGCAAAGAGGGGGAGCCUGUAAACAGCUCCCUAAACACAGCUGUAAUGCAUAAUGGAAAUCAGUAGCUAGUGUGGGUAGUUACGGAAACCAUUAGUGAUUCAAUGAGAUGUUGAUGGUGAUUUUCAAAGUUGCUCACCUCAUUUUGUAGUGAAAUGUGAUUUUAAGCAGACUGCAUUGUUCUGUAUCUGAUUUCAAUGUACUAUUUUUUUCUUUUUUCCUCUUUGUUUUAUUUUUAUAUGCAACUAUUUUAUGUGUGUUUUGAAUGCUUCGUCACAGCAGAUGCGUCCAGUUUGGACGCACUUUGAGCAAAAGGUUCACUGUGAUGCAAAGUAACAUACUUGACAUGCACAAUUUUGUAAAUGCGUUUUUUAAAAAAGAAAUGCAGGUACAAUUUACAA
Molecule: messenger RNA, 1670 nt
Organism: Xiphophorus maculatus (southern platyfish)
Lineage: Eukaryota; Metazoa; Chordata; Actinopteri; Cyprinodontiformes; Poeciliidae
Gene: nanog
Product: homeobox protein Hox-D3-like
Exons: 4
Coding region: 90-1337 (415 amino acids)
Biological process (GO): regulation of transcription by RNA polymerase II
Molecular function (GO): RNA polymerase II cis-regulatory region sequence-specific DNA binding; DNA-binding transcription factor activity, RNA polymerase II-specific
Source: RefSeq, a predicted model, not a curated record